AUGGUAAUUAUCAAAUUUUAUGCCAGCCAUGUCAAGGAGUUGUCUGGAUUCUGGAACUCCCUACAUGUGUGCUGCUUUGCCGUGGCUGAGAACCAGCGCGCUGAAAAAGAACCUGGUGAAUUAACAGAUUCAACACCAGUCUUACCAAGAACUUACGGGAGUUUGCUUGGAUCAAACACUGCUCCAAAAAUGGAAUGGCCCGAGUUAGUAGGGCUGACCCGAGAGGAAGCAGAGAAAAAGGUUAAGGAAGACAUGCCAAGAGUCCAGAUUCAGGUGGUAGAAGCUAAUCCUUUUGUUACCAUGGAUUUCAACCAAGGACGGAUUCGAUUAUAUCUUGAUUCUUCAGGAAAAGUUCAGAGACCUCCAAGAAUUGGCUAAAACAGCUUCUCUCCAUUCUAAAUUAUUUACUAUAUCUAGUAACACGUCCUUAAUUUUUCUUAAUGUGUUCCGAAAUUGUACAUCAGUUGUGAACUCUUUGCCAUAUCAGUUUUUGAUU
Durio zibethinus is the source of this 496-nucleotide messenger RNA. NCBI's taxonomy places the organism in Eukaryota, Viridiplantae, Streptophyta, Magnoliopsida, Malvales, Malvaceae. The record is from RefSeq and is a predicted model, not a curated record.